GCCGGCCAGACUCCCCGAGAUCAUGCUGGUGGGAACCCAGUCCUUCUCGCCCGGAGGGCCCAACGGCAUCAUUCGGAGCCAGUCGUUCGCGGGGUUCAGCGGCCUGCAGGAGCGGCGGUCCAGGUGUAACUCCUUCAUUGAAAAUGCUUCUGCUCUCAAGAAGCCUCAGGCCAAACUGAAGAAGAUGCAUAACUUAGGGCACAAGAACAGCAGCCCCCCCAAGGAGCCGCAGCCGGCCAGGGUGGAGGAGGUCUACCGGGCCCUGAAAGGCGGACUCGACGAGUACCUGGAGGUCCACCAGACGGAGCUGGACAAGCUGACGGCGCAGCUGAAGGACAUGAGGAGGAACUCCCGCCUGGGUGUGCUGUAUGACCUGGACAAGCAAAUUAAAACGAUUGAACGGUACAUGCGGCGCCUGGAGUUUCACAUCAGCAAGGUGGACGAGCUCUACGAAGCCUACUGCAUCCAGAGACGCCUCCAGGACGGCGCCAACAAGAUGAAGCAGGCCUUCGCCUCGUCCCCCAACAGCAAGGCCGCCCGGGAGAGCCUGGCCGAGGUGCACCGGAGCCACAAGGAGUACACGGAGAACAUGUGCACCAUCGAGGUGGAGCUGGAGAGCCUGCUGGGCGAGUUCUGCAUCCGGAUGAAAGGUCUGGCCGGCUUCGCGCGCCUCUGCCCCGGGGACCAGUACGAAAUUUUCAUGAAGUACGGCCGACAGCGGUGGAAGCUGAAAGGCAAAAUCGAGGUCAACGGCAGGCAGAGCUGGGACGGAGAGGAAACGGUGUUCCUGCCCCUGAUCGCUGGGCUCAUCUCCAUCAAGGUCACAGAGGUCAAAGGGCUGGCCACCCACCUCCUGGUGGGCAGCGUGACCUGCGAGACCAAAGAGCUGUUUGCAGCCCGGCCUCAGGUGCUGGCCGUGGACAUCAACGACCUUGGCACCAUCAAGCUGAACCUGGAGAUCGCGUGGUACCCCUUCGACGUGGAGGACAUGACCCCGUCCGCCGGCACCGGGAGCAAGGCGGCCGCCCUGCAGCGGAGGAUGUCCAUUUACAGCCAGGGCACCCCCGAGACGCCCACCUUCAAAGACCACGCCUUCUUCCGGUGGCUGCAGCCCUCCCCGGACAAGCCCCGGCGGCUGUCCGCCCUGAGUGCCUUGCAGGACACGCUCCUGGCCAAGCUGCACCGCAGCCGCUCUGUGUGCGACCUGCCCUCCCUCAGGCUGAGGCCCAAGGCCGUGCUCGAGUCCUAUUCGAACCUCCCGGACGACACCUUCGAGAGCGACAAGAGCUCCUCAGGAGGCGGCCCGGGGCCACGCCGACCCCGGAGAAGUACGCGGAGGGGCUCCCCAGAACCGAGGCCCGCCCGGCGCCCCCAGGCCUUCGGUGUUCGCCUGUUCCUGGAGAGGACCGUGCGCAGCGCUGCUGCGGAAGUCGGAGAAGCCUCGGAGCUGAAUAUGCUGCUGUUCGAGGAGCCGGUGAUCCGCGGUGAGGUGGACAGCGGUCGGCCCUUCCUGUCGGUAGCUUGGUGGUCGCGUUCACUGACUGUUCCUCGCGCUGUAGCCCAACAAAGAGAGUACCAGGAGUUCCAGCAGCUGAGCCAGGAGGUCAUGCACCUAGACAAUGUCCUCAAAUGUAAGCCGCCCGGAAGCCGCAGCACGCCCUCCAGCCUGAGCCUGACGGUGGAGAGCGCCCUGGAGAGCUUCGACUUCCUGAACACCUCUGACUUCGACGAGGAGGAGGACGUGGACGAGGGUGGCCCUGUGGGAGGUGCCGACUCGGUGUUUUCAGACACGGAGACUGAGAAGAACGGCUACAGGUCAGUUCACCCGGAGGCCAGGGCGCACCUCAGCGAGGCGCUGACGGAAGACACGGGCGUGGGCACCAGCGUGGCCGGCAGCCCCCUCCCGCUGACCACGGGGAGCGAGAGCCUGGACAUCGCCAUCGUCAGGCACCUCCAGCAGUGCACCCAGCUCGUGCAGCAAAUCGUCUUCUCCAGCAAAACCCCCUUCGUGGCGAGAAAUCUCCUGGGGAAGCUUUCCGGGCAAAUCCGCGUGAUGGAGAAGCUCGCCGCCCUCAGUGACGAGCACAUAGGGAACAUCGGUUCCGUCCUGGAAGCCAUCCCCGAGUUCCACCAGCAGCCGUCCCUGCUGUCCUUCUGGACCGAGUGCUGCGGCCCGGCGGGCGUGUACCACAGCUCGGCCGACCGGGUGGUCCAGCAGCUGGAGGCCAGCUUCGCUGGCGCCGUCAACGCAGACUACCCGGGCCUGGCAGACCCAGUGUUUCGGACGCUGGUGGCCCAGAUCCUGGACCGGCCAGAGCCACUGCUGCCCCCCAGCCUGGCCUCCGAGGUGGUCACCGUCUUCCAGUUUCACGGCUACUUCUCCGGCCCCGGGGUUGGCGGCCUGGAGGGCCACGUGCGCCAGCUGGCGGGACAAGUCUCCAUGGUGCGGAGCCUGCAGUCGCUGCGGGACGAGAAGCUGCGCCAGGCGGUCAGCGGCCUGGCCCCCAGCAGCCUCCCGGCCCAGCAGGAGGUGCUCCGAACCCUGGCUCUGCUCUUAACCGGGGCCGACCGCGGCGUCAGCCAGGCCGUGAGGCUGUACCUGGAGGCGGCCGCCGGGAACCAGCCUUUCAGGGAGAAGGCCCUGCUCUACUACUGUGAGGCCCUGACUGCCCGCGACCUGCAGCUGCAGAAGGCGGCGUGCCUGGCUCUGCAGAGCCUGCAGGCCACAGAGAGCAUCAAGAUGCUGGUGACCCUGUGCCAGUCGGACGCGGAGGAGCUCAGAAACGUGGCCUCCGAAACCCUCCUGUCCCUGGGGGAAGACGGGCGGCUGGCCUACGAGCAGCUGGACAAGUUCCCCCGGGACUGCGCCCACGUCGGAGGCCGUCACGGGACCGAGGUGGCCACGGCCUUUUAAUGACCCAACAGCUGUCGUCACAGAUGGCCCCGGGGUCCCGGAGGCGCCGCGAUGUCGCCGGGAACCUCCCGCGGUGUAGACAGAACUCGAUCGGGUCCCGGCGCCCGGCGCCCAGCGCGAGCUGUGCCCGCUACGAGAGGGCUGUGUGCAGUGUACGAGGUCAGUCCCAGCGCCGACCACGGGCAGCGCCGAGUCAACAGAGCCCGCCGUCUGACACGUGCGGGAUUUCCAAACAGCCAUCUUCGUACUUUCCCAGAAGUUCUAUGAGCUCGGGGCCGUCCUGUGAGACGCGGGUAAAUGUCGUGCAGCUUGCAGUCCCCUCCGUCCGUCCUAUUCUCGGGGUUGAGGGUCCCCACCCCCCACCCCCACCAGCCACCUAACUUUACCUUCAGUGAAAAGCACAAAAAGAACUGCUCCCAAUAAAAGUUUGCCUGGGAGUUUGCACUGUAAGAGCGCAAUGUUGUUACACGUCACGUGUCACUGCGCCGCCUGUUCCUCUUCCUCCUGAGAAUUCCCGAAGCGUGCUUCCACGGUGGCAAGAAGAUGGGGAGGUGACCAGGAGCAGACGGCCUUAGGAGAUCACCCCCCUACUCCUUAAACACAAAGGCACGCAUUGCGUCCGCUUUUAUUUGUGAACAAACAAGAGCCAUUUUUUUUAUGAUCUUUUUCUAUAGAGGUACUUGGCCGCUAAGACCAAUCCAAACCCAAAGCCAUGGCUUCAGAAAAGCUGGGCGCUCCCUGAGGCACGAGCGCGCACAGGUUGGAGGGACAUUGAAAAGGGGUCCUUGCUUCCGUGACAACCCCAGGAGGUCAGGAUGAAGGCUGCCCCCUGGGGUGGUGACUGCCCCCUGCUGGGACCCCUUGGCCAAAUAGAACAGCAGCCGCCCUCACCGCUCCCACCAGGGCAGCAAACCCAGUCGCUAAAGUCCACGCCCGCUCAGGAGCUCCUGGUACAUAACGGGGCUCCCUCCUAGGCGUAUACGGGGCGGGAUAUGCCAAGUUAUCUAAUAGGUGUGAGUGUCGCUUGAACUGUACUCCAGAUGUGUUUGUAUAAAAUGCCAGUGAGGUGUCAUUUUAAAUAUCUACACGUCAGCAGACCUUUACAGCAGCUCUUAGUUCAACUUAAACGGUGUCUGCCGGGUUUCCCGGCAAAGAGUCCUUGGGACUGUGAAGUUACAGUGUGUAUAUAUAUAUCUAUUUGUAUAUUUAUAAAUAUUAUAUAUAUGCCUAUGUCCUUCCUUUGAAAAGUUCCUUGUACAGUCUAUAGUUAGGAUAGCCUGCGUAAGCUGCAGUCCCUGUGAAAUGGUGGAGAGGAUUUUUUUUUUUAUAGAAAACUCAAAUCCCAAAUGUUACCAAGUGUUUUGUUGGUUGUGGUGUGUGUUUUUUAAAAGAAUUUUGAAUAUUGCAUGAGCAACGGACUCCAGGUCUUUUGUAUUCACAUCUGCAUUUUGUUCUGGUUGAGGGGGUGCGUUGUUUUGUGGCAUUUGUAUCCGUCACUGUUCCCAUCCUGGACGUUCAAAUAAAAGUUAUUUUUGAAUCUCUGGUCUCA
Molecule: messenger RNA, 4463 nt
Organism: Myotis lucifugus (little brown bat)
Lineage: Eukaryota; Metazoa; Chordata; Mammalia; Chiroptera; Vespertilionidae
Gene: RIPOR2
Product: RHO family interacting cell polarization regulator 2
Exons: 24
Coding region: 23-2914 (963 amino acids)
Source: RefSeq, a predicted model, not a curated record